AUGACUCUAACCCUACAGUGUGGAAAGACUUUUAGUCAGAUGUCUAAUCUCAGGAAACACCAGAGGAUCCAUACUGGAGAAAAGCCAUAUCAAUGUCCUCAGUGUGGAAAUACUUUUAGUCAGAUGUGUUCUCUCAGGACACACCAGAGGAUCCAUAAUGGAGAAAAGCCCCAUCAAUGCUCUCAGUGUGGAAAGGGUUUCAAAAGUAGCAGUGAACUUACAAUCCACCAGAGGACACAUACAGGUGAAAAGCCAUAUCAUUGUCCUCAGUGUGGAAAGACUUUUAGUCAGAUGUCUUCUCUCAAGACACACCAGAGGAUCCAUACAGGGGAAAAGCCAUAUCAGUGUUCUCAGUGUGGAAAGGUCUUUAGUCAUAAGGGUGAUCUCAACAAACACCAGAGGAUCCACACUGGAGAAAAGACGUAUCAGUGUUCUCAGUGUGGAAAGGCCUUUAGUGAAAAUUGUGAUCUCAAGAAACACCAGAGGAUCCAUACUGGGGAAAAGCCAUAUCAGUGUUCUCAGUGUGGAAACACUUUUAGUUGGAUGUCUUCUCUCAAGAAACACCAGAGGAUCCAUGAAAGAAAUAUCAGUGUUCUGAGUGUGGAAAGACUUUAA
This is a messenger RNA of Clupea harengus (Atlantic herring), 615 nucleotides long. RefSeq names its product zinc finger protein 3-like. The record is from RefSeq and is a predicted model, not a curated record. Bases 1 to 615 code for a protein of 204 amino acids. The transcript has 3 exons. NCBI's taxonomy places the organism in Eukaryota, Metazoa, Chordata, Actinopteri, Clupeiformes, Clupeidae.